This is a messenger RNA of Platichthys flesus (European flounder), 3155 nucleotides long. RefSeq names its product family with sequence similarity 49 member A, like (gene fam49al). Gene Ontology annotation, biological process: regulation of actin filament polymerization. Gene Ontology annotation, molecular function: small GTPase binding. Bases 421 to 1392 code for a protein of 323 amino acids. NCBI's taxonomy places the organism in Eukaryota, Metazoa, Chordata, Actinopteri, Pleuronectiformes, Pleuronectidae. The record is from RefSeq and is a predicted model, not a curated record. The transcript has 12 exons.
GCUGUGUGGCGUGAGGCAGUGCGUGUGCUCAGUGUUUAGGUGAAUCCACAGCCCUCUGGCUCACAAGAAUAAAGGAUCCUCGCAGAGGAAGAGAAAGAAAAGCGACCCCGGGACUCUUAUUUCCUCUUUUAUUUUACAUCCUCUGUCUCUCAUUCCCUCACUAGCCACCAGUUCCCGGCGUCUGCGUUUUGUCUCCGCUUCUCUGCCCUUUGUCCUCCUCUUUUGUUCCCUGCAUCCAUCUCUGCUUCACCUCGCUCCGGAGAGAAGGAAGGAAGAGCAGAGUCAGAGGCAGCAUCCUCCCCUCCUGCACGCCCAGCCGGUGGUGGGUGCUGAUGCUGUAACCACUGUGUGGAGCUGACAAGCCUUGGUUGAUGCAGUGAAGUGUUCCAGAGGGAUAAACACAAGCGAAGGUCGCCAGCCAUGGGGAACCUCAUUAAGGUCCUUGGCAAGGAUUUAGAGAACUGUCCACAUUUUUUCCUGGACUUUGAAAAUGCCCAGCCCACGGAGGCAGAGACAGCCGUGUGGAACCAGGUCAGCGCUGUGCUGGAGGAGGCUCAUGGGAUCCUGGCCGAGCUGCAGUCCUAUAACGGCGCGGGCCAGGAGAUACGAGAAGCCAUCCAGAACCCAGGUGACCUUGCGCUGCAGGAGAAGGCCUGGAACGCAGUCUGCCCCCUGGUGGCCAAGCUGAAGAGGUUCUACGAGUUCUCCCUCCGACUGGAGAAUGCCCUGCGGAGCCUGCUGGAGGCGCUGACGAGCCCGCCCUACGCUCCCAUGCAGCACCUGGAGAGAGAGCAGGCCCUGGCCAAACAGUUUGCUGAGAUCCUUCACUUUACGCUCAGCUUCGAUGAACUAAAGAUGACAAACCCUGCCAUUCAGAAUGACUUCAGCUACUACAGGAGGACCAUCAGCAGGAACCGGCUGAACAACCAGCAGCUGGAAGCCGAGAACGAGGUUAACAACGAGAUGGCCAAUCGGAUGUCCCUGUUCUACGCCGAAGCGACGCCAAUGCUGAAGACUCUGAGCAACGCCACCACCAAGUUUGUCUCAGAGAAUAAGACCUUGCCCAUAGAGGACACCACUGACUGUCUGAGCACCAUGGCCUGUGUGUGUCGUGUCAUGCUGGAGACUCCGGAGUACCGCUGUCGGUUCACCAACACAGACACCAUGCUGUUCUGUAUGAGGGUGAUGGUCGGUGUCAUCAUCCUCUACGAUCACGUUCACCCUGUCGGAGCUUUUGCCAAGACCUCCAAAAUUGAUAUGAAGGGCUGCAUCAAGGUGCUGAAAGAGCAACCGUCCAACAGUGUGGAGGGACUUCUGAACGCGCUGAGGUACACAACACGGCAUCUAAAUGAUGACAGCACCUCCAAACAAAUCAGGGCCCUCCUGCAAUGAGCAGAGGAGGAGAGAGCGAGGGCGAGAGGGAAGGUGUGCACUUGGAGAAGGAAGAAGAAGAAGAGGAGGAGGAGGAAACAAACACCAGUGGCUGAUGAACCUGUUUGUUUACAAUGAACAAAGCAACCUGAUGAUAAUAGGAAGAGGAAAGUAAUUAUAUAUAUUGUCAGCUGUCCAUCAUUCUGUCUCUCAUUUUGUAAAGUAAGAAAAGAGAAAAAAGCCAGAAAAGAAAAUAUAGAUAUAUAUUAAAACAAGUGAAACACACGCAGCAGAUGAAAAAUAGGUAGUUUAAAGAAGAAGCUAUAUUGGGAAAAAAAUGUAAGGUCAGAACUUGAAGUUAAGUGAUAAUGUACAAAAAAAAAAGGGUUCAUGUUCCAACGGUAGUCUGACAAGUAUUUUUGCACACACUUUGAAAACAACGCCAUCUCCUCCCUCCCCCCCGAAAUCUGGUCCCACACUGGUUCCUGCAGACUUUCCCCAGGGCCCCCCCCCCCUCACACGCUCAGAUUUGCCGGCAUCCUUCAGCCGCACCGAUCUCCACCCAGAGAGGCAAUAUGAUGGAGACACGACUCCGGAGAUUUGCUUCCACCCGUUUUCUUUUCUUUUCUACAUCGGUGCAGCUGAAGGAGAGGAGGCACACGUGUUUUUUUAGGAUGCUUUUAUUUCAACCACAUUUUGUUCCCCCAGUACCCAUCACCCCCUCCGCCCACCCGAUCGAUCCCUCCACGUGUUUCUUUUCCACCAGAGGACUCUUCUCACAAGUCCUCUGGCUUUACUUGAACAUUGUUCACCCUCUCUCUUUCUCUCCAUGGUGCUAAUGUGGUUUAGAUAUCACAGUCAGAGCUUUGUUAGAUCUCACUUAGCAGGAAAACAAAGGGUGUCUUCUUCUUCCUGUUUGCAUUAAUAUGUAGAAACUCAUGUUCUAAUAUCAGUGGAUGAGCUUCUCAGCUUUUCUGUGGUUUCACCUUAGUGCACAAACUGGGACAAAACUGAGAAGGAAUCAUGUAAGUCAUUCUAGCACACGUGCUUCUUCACCCAGUGCCAAAGCUGACUGGUUCACGCUCGAAAUACAUCAUCACUCCAAGGCUGGAGGAGGUGGGGUUGAGAGGGGGAUGGAGUCUUGAACAAAACUGAAAAAACAUCACAGAUCAUCAUCAUGAUUAGAAUGAUAGAAUUACACAAAUCAGAAGGUGGUGCUCAAAAUUUGCACACACGCCUUUCAGGAGAGAUACCCGAGUGUUCACCGUGUAAAUAUGUGAGGCUUUUUCUCAACGGGCAUCUCCAUGGUCAGCGCGGGUCCUCGAGGAAAAACACGACAAACAUCUGCAUACAACUAGAGUUCUUUUGUUUUGUACGAGGUCGAUGAAGUUGUUGAAUAAGUGGGGAAAUCAAAAAAGGAGAAUCAAAAAAGACUCAAAGGGAGAUUAAAAAUGAAGUGCUGUACUUUGGAUGUCUAUAGCCCUUAGUCUAAUUUCAUUUGAUCUUAUAAUAUAUUUUCUAUACAGGGGUAUGUGCACAAGCAUAUUCUGUAUAAAUAUAUAGAUGGCAUGUUGUAAAAGUUCUGACAGAAAUGUGUAAAUAAGGUGUUUUUAUUCAUUUUUAAUUGUUCAGUGAUGCUGAAAUUGGGUAUGUGUUGUCUCUCAGAAUUACCAUGCGUUUGGCUUGGACCAUCGGACUUGCCGUAGUCAUAGGUUUCAGAACUUCAGCUUCAUUAUGGCGAAAGAACCGGAGGGAGGGGAGGGACGCUGAGGGGUGGGUGGGGG